This is a messenger RNA of Manis javanica (Malayan pangolin), 2431 nucleotides long. The record is from RefSeq and is a predicted model, not a curated record. NCBI's taxonomy places the organism in Eukaryota, Metazoa, Chordata, Mammalia, Pholidota, Manidae.
UGGGCGCCUUGAAGUCUCGCGAGAUCCUGGCUGGGCCCAAUGGAACACUGGCCCCAGCUUAGAACUAAGGGCGAUUGUUGGGGGCGCGCGAGUGGGUGGCGAGCAACAUUUAGGCCCGUUUGCGGCCGUUGAGAGCAAAGAGCCGUAGCAAUGAAGGAGGAGAGAGAGCAUAGGCCUAAGGAGAAGCGAGUAACCCUCUUGACUCCCCCGGGGGCCACAGGCAGCGGCGGAGGGGCUUCGGGGGACAGCACCAAAGGGGAAGACAAGCAGGAUCGAAACAAGGAGAAGAAAGAGGCGCUGAGCAAGGUGGUAAUUAGGAGAUUACCUCCUAGUUUGACCAAGGAGCACCUUCAGAAACAUCUUCAGCCUCUGCCCGAGCAUGAUUACUUUGAGUUUUAUUCCUCUCUCUGCUGUCUUUAUCCUCCUAUGUACACCAGAGCAUACAUCAGCUUUAAAAACCAUUAGGACAUUAUUUUGUUCAGGGAUCUCUUUGACGGUUAUGUAUUCCUUGACAAUAAAGGUCAGGAAUAUCCUGCUAUAGUAGAAUUUGCACCUUUUCAAAAAGCUGCAAAAAAGAAGACUAAGAAAAGAGUUACCAAAGUUGGGACUAUCAAUGAUGAUCCAGAAUAUAGAACAUUUUUGGAAAGUUGUGUUGCAGAUAAUGAGAAAAUAACAUCUACUCCAGAGACACUGCUAGAGGAAAUAGAAGCAAAAAAUAGAGAAUGAAUAAUUUAUGUAGCUAAAAAGACAACCCCACUUUUGAGUUUCCUGAAAAACAAAGAAUGAGAGAAAAAAGAAGAAAGGAGGAUAUGAGAAAUAGAAAGAGAAAGACAAAGAGAAGAAGAGAGGAUGAACUGGAAAGAAGAAGAGAAACAAAAAAGGAAAGAUAGAGAAAAGUUAAGGAAGAGAGUUUCAGAAUGGGACGAUUUAAAUGAUGGACCAAAGAUUAAGGUUCUGUUACAAGCUGUGAAUCAGAAAAAUCUGCUUAAGACAUCAGAAAAAGGAGAUGAAAAAGAAUUGGACAAAAGAGAAAAAGCCAAGAAACUGGACAAAGAGAAUCUGAAUGAUGAAAGAGCCAGCGGGCAAAGUUGUACACUGCCCAAGGAUUCUGAUGGCCAACUUAAAGAUGAAAAGCUUAAAAGGUCAUUAGUAGAGGAUGAGAGUAGUAGAGACUACAGGGAUAGGGAACGGGUUUAUGAACGAGAUCAAGAGCGCAUACUGAGGGAAAGAGAGAGGCUGAAGCGGCAAGAGGAAGAACGCCAGGGGCAGAAGGAGCGCUAUGAGAAAGAGAAGGCUUUUAAAAGGAAGGAAGAAGAAAUGAGAAUAGAGAAAGACACACGGGAUAAAGGAAAGAAAACCGAAAGCAGAGAAUCAGUAGGCAGUGCAGAAAAAAUUGAAAAGAAAGAGGAGGUGUUUAAAAGAGAUCGCAUAGAAACAAAGGAUCGCCCAGCAAUGCAGCUUUACCAACCAGGAGCUCGAAGCCGAAAUCGACUCUGUCCUCCUGAUGACAGCACCAAGUCUGGAGAUUCAGCAAUAGAAAAGAAGCAGGAAAGUGGUAUUAGCCAUAGAAAAGAAGAAGGAGAGGAGUGAUUAAGUCCAAAUGGCCUUUGGUGUCCUGACUGUCUAGGCAGCAGAAGAGCACGCAUUAAGCAAUCCAGAAGUGCCUUCAGGGCAAAGGAAUAGAGAGGAAGAAAGGGGGCCACUGUGCUGGUGAGGUACACUGCAGAGGAGUAUGAUUUUUUGUGUCAAAGCAAGAAUAUGAUUGCAGGUUCAGGCUGGAAGUACAAUUUUAAAUUUUUAUGCAAUUCCUACAGAUGAAGUUUAAAGUGUCAGACAAAGAUGAGGGAGAGGACAUGCAUUCCAAUUUGCAGGCAGGAAGUGUCAAGUGAGGACUUAGGUAUGACACAAGAAGAAAACAAGAGCUGGCUCUAAAAUCAAAAGGUUUUGUUAGUCCUGGGUUGAAUUUUCUUUGAGUGGAGCAAAGUCACUUUUAAGUCUUGUUCAGAUCUAGUUAUAUUCAUUGUUGGUGAUAACUGUUGACUUUGUGUACUGUAGAUGCAACAAGCAUGUAAUUGUACAAGUACAAGGAAGGAGAGACAAAUUUUCAUUUAUGCAAAAUUUAAAUAGUCAAGUCUCAUGUCUAUAUCUUGUGUCCUAAAGUUUUAGGAUUAGUUUUAGUCUUUUGUUUACUUACUUGAGCUUAGCAUAAAGAAUAUAUUUAAUGUCCUUUCGCCUUUAGCAAUUUUUAUAGUAAGUAAAAUUUAACCCUUGUUUGGUUCUUGACAGUCCAGUUUUUGUUUUGUCUUAGGUCUAUGAUCUGAGUGCACAGCCUCUCCAGGAAGGAAACUACACCAGUAUUUGUUCCUGUUAAAUAGCACCUUUUACUCUUACUUAUUUUGCAUUGAUAUCAAUAAAUAUUAACAUCACUCAA